Molecule: messenger RNA, 1230 nt
Organism: Zophobas morio
Lineage: Eukaryota; Metazoa; Arthropoda; Insecta; Coleoptera; Tenebrionidae
Gene: TORIP
Exons: 2
Coding region: 93-1130 (345 amino acids)
Biological process (GO): membrane organization
Cellular component (GO): membrane
Molecular function (GO): ATPase activator activity
Source: RefSeq, a predicted model, not a curated record
ACCUCAAAUUGCAUUCAAAUCGGUUUCAAAAUAAUGUAAGAGUUCGUGGGGGAUCUGGUGUGGAUUUUAUCGUGGAUGUCGAGCAAAUUUAGAUGGAUUCGCCAGCCUCUGGACCAAGGGUGCGUAGAAGACCUUCGAUACAUCGAUCGUGGAACGAGAUUAAUUUAACAGACGACCAGAAGCAUACAAAGAUGUCAGACAAACAAGAGCACAAAUCAGGCCCAAACACUCCGGUGUUGCGUUUAAGACGUGUGUCCAAAGUUGAAAACGAAGAUUCUGCGAAUGAGAGUGAUCAUGAAAAUAGUGUGGAUAACAAGGGUGGUGAUCUGAGUAUGGAGGCAGAGUUGGAGGCUGACGAAGAGCACCUGGAAGCUUCAAAUGCAAGUCUACCGUCGUUCAACACCAGCGACAUAUAUGAUGCCGGUAACAUGGAUGAUGACUUUCAAGCUAUUCACGAUCAAGAAAAGUCUAACGCUGAUUCAGACGUGAUUACGUUGGCCAUAAUACUAUUCUCUCUGUUUUCCGUACUAUUGGCAUGUUGGACCUACGAUGCGAAGGAAUCUUUUGAUUUGCAAUCGAUCAAAGAGAGCUUCCCCACUCAGGAUGACGAUCUGUGGGUAGCUUUCGAGUCAGGAGUAGAAGAUGUGGUUCUAAGAGGGCGACCAUCCACUUUUAUUUUGUUGUACGAAGAUGAAGCAAGAGAAGUCAUGCAGGAACUUGUGUAUAAGCUGUCAAAAUUCGCCGCUUGCAAUAUAACGGACUGCGAGAAGGAACCCAUAGAAAUCACUGACGCAGAGUUAAAUUCGGCUAGGGUGCUUCGUGAUUACGGAACGGUCAUCGAGAAAUACAGGCACAAAUUGCAGGAGAAAGGCGUCAUGGUUAUCAAAAAUCUGGAAAAUGUCCGCGGAACUUCAGCUCAAGCUUUUCAUUCGUUUUGCGAUGAGUUUACACCUCUGGUUCAAAAAUCGCUCUUCAUUUUUACCAUGAAAGUCGAUCAGCUACCCAGAACGCCAAACAAGAUGAAGUUUAUCGAAGAGUAUUUCAAGCGUAAGUGGACCGAUAUCAGAAACGAUACUUUUAAUGCUUUGAUUACUAGAAUUACUAGCAUGGUCCUUGAAAUCAAAACUUAAUUUCUCAAAGUAGUACCUAAUGAGUGUAAUGAACAAACAUAUAUGUGAAUUAUUUUUGUGAUGUUUAUUUUAUUUUAAAUAAAUCAACGAGUGUUAGGAA